Messenger RNA from Ilyonectria robusta, 2213 nucleotides. RefSeq lists its product as uncharacterized. Lineage: Eukaryota; Fungi; Ascomycota; Sordariomycetes; Hypocreales; Nectriaceae. Bases 114 to 2075 code for a protein of 653 amino acids. Gene Ontology annotation, cellular component: nucleus; chromosome, centromeric region. The record is from RefSeq and is a predicted model, not a curated record. Gene Ontology annotation, biological process: meiotic chromosome segregation. The transcript is spliced from 3 exons.
CAGAUCGUCUGUUACCAACCACUCCGUGACUCGACCAGCGCACUUGCGACCUUCAUCCACUGCUCCACAGCAAAACACCAAGUUGAAUAGCCGAUACUUCUGCAUUAUGAGCUAUGGCUAGGCUGAACGAACCCCCAGUGUCUACGGACAGCCUCGAAACGCUCCGCAAGAAGCUACUACGCCAAAACCGAGAUCUUGCCAAAUCAAACAACGUGCGAGCGCUCCGAAUCCGUGAGCUUGAGAAUGAUUGUGCCUGCAUGCUCUCUGAGAACCUCGAACUGCGCAGUCGCAUACUCGAACUCGAGAGAGAGCUCGAGGAUAACGACACGCGCAGAAUUGCCGACCAUGCGUUGGCAAUCAAGGAGAAGCUGGAGUCGCAGCUGACGGAAUGGGGCAGUCUCCUUGCCGGCCUCGGUCUGGAGCCGCCUAUGAAGCGACACUCUCCCCAAGUUCGGAGGACAACGAAGCCCAGAUUGAGCUUUAGCUCGGCUCGACCCAGUCCUUCUCAGAGACGAUUGCGAGAUAUUGCCCGAGACAUUGAAGAAUUGGGACAUAUCUCAGAGACCAAGUCUCACCCAAGGAUGUCGAUGAACCCCGAACAGAUUUUGGCUCUUCGAUCCGAGGCAGAUUCCGCCGACUCUCCAGAGCUUGGCCCGCCUCCCAUGUCUCAAUUCAUCGAUGAAGACCCCGUUAAAGUCGAUUCCCCCAGUCGACUCAAUCUCGCGCCGCCCCAAGAGAGUCCCAAGGCCAAGAUGGAGCCACCAGUCACCUUUGAGUCUCCCUGCAGCAUCAAGAUGGUGGAAAGAUCCCCCUCACCUUUGAAGAAGAUGGAACUCCCAGCGCCGUCCCAGGAGACCAAGCCAGAACAGCCUGCCCUCCCGGAUAUCCCAGCACCCCAACCUGCAAAGGCCGGUUCGAAACGAAAGCUUGCCGCUAGAGACGACAUGGUAACCGCCAAGCCGCCCAGAGCCAACAACGAAAACGAGCCGCCCAGAACUUUGGCCGACAAACCAUCGAUCCGGGAGAAGGCUGGAGGCAGGACCUUGAAGGAACUUGCCAGCAUGAGAAAGGACGCCCGCGGGAAAACAACCACGGCCACUACCGCGAGGAAACCCCUUGCCGCGAAGAGCACCAACAACGACAUCACUUCUCCCAAAAAGACUUCAAAGUCAGUGGUCACUGAUGAGGUUGCGGCAGCCAAGGCCGAUCUCGUCAAGUCCAAGGUGUCUCUGGAGCGACCCAAGUCCAAGGCCGCGCAUCCAGCUCCCGUUACCAUUGAGACCGUUAUCAACCCCCAACCCACCGCACCCGAAGUGGCGAUUGUGCCGUGCGACCUGGGAGCUCCUGUUGUAGAGCUCGCCCUCCUCUCGCCGAGUUCCCCCGAGACAGUGACCACCGAUGAAGGCCCCCGUGGAGCCACGCCACCGCCUGCGGACAUCAAUUCCAACCGAGAGCCACCCAGACCGAGCCGAAGAAGUAGAGCAGCUGUUAGCUACGCGGAACCAAAUCUCCGAGACAAGAUGCGAAGACCAACCAAGGAACUAUACGAUGCUGUGGCAGGAGAUGGAAAAUAUGCGCGACGAUGCAGUCAAGUCGAGCCGAAUGCCCCUGAUUCCGUCAAGAUAAAGCGGGAGAUUGAUCUCGAGGCAUCCUGGAGGAAGUUGCCUCCUGCUCCCACACAACUAAACGAUCAGCCGCAUGAUAAUGUCCCAGCGAGCCCUUUGACUGGAAAGGGAUUGUCGCCUCUGGAACUUCCCCGAUCUGCUGCUAGAGAAAAGGCCCGGCAGACGUCGAUGCUUGUCACGGAGACGGUCAUAGACCAUAAUGACGACAAGGAGGUGGGAAAUGAGAAGAGGAACGAAGCAGCCAACCCCGAUUCUUCCAAUGCGAGUGAGGUCGAUAUCUACGAGUUUACACCCUCUUCGCCCCAGCCGGAGAAGCAAGCAGUCCCAGAAGCGAGGAAGAAGGCAGGUGGUCGAAGGGUCUCCAGGAGAGUUUCGUCUGCGGUUACCAACGAAGAUGGCCUCGCGGCCGACGAUCGAGCCUCGUCGAGGCGGCGGAGUAUGAUGCUGUAAUGACACACGAUGGCGAAAGCGGAAUUGCAUAGAGCACUGGGCGUUUUUCGGGAGUGUGGUGCCUUAUUAACGCUGAUAAGACUUCUUAUGGCGAUCAUUCAGACUGGUUCAAUGCCCAAGAUACCAAAGCGACGGAAC